AUGACUGCCAUACGAGAUCGAAACGUUCUCAUCACUGGAGGUGCAUCAGGCCUUGGGUUGGGCUUUGCCCACGCAUUGGCAUCGCUAGGAGCGAGAAUCAUCAUUGCUGAUUCGAGCGUGGAGAAUGGACAAGCUGCCGAGCGACAACUCAAAGACCAAAAUCACAAGUGAGAAAGACCAACGAAAAACGAAGACAUGUCAAUACCAACGCUUCUCGCAGAGCAACAUUCGUCAACGUGGAUGUCACUUCAGCGGCUUCUGUAGCAUCCAUGAUCAAGGCCGCACUGGCGUGGGUACCUGGAGGUGAAGCAAUCGAUGCUGCAAUCCUGAGUGCUGGAGUCAACGGCAAUCCAUUUGAUCUCUCCCCGGAGGAUCCUUCUGCUCUAUCCACACCCGAAGCAUGGCAAGCGGUGGAGCGAAACGCGAAGACGUUGAAUGUCAAUUUGACAGCAGUCUUGCAGUGCGUCCAACUCGUUGUCAAGUACGGUAUGGGCUUGCCCACAUCGCAAUCUCAGUCAGCACCAACUUCUGCCAAAGCGAGUGUCAAGUCGAUCACUUUGAUCGGAUCGCUUGCCUCCUACCGCGCCCUUCCUCGGGCCGUGGACUAUAGCGCCUCCAAAUGGGGCGUCAGAGGAGCUUUCCGUUCACUUCGACAACAACUUCCAAAGAUUGGAGUUCGAAUCAACAUGAUCGCACCUGGGUUCGUCAAAACACCUUUGCUCGCUCACACGAUCCCAAUGUACGAGCAGAUUGGUGUUCAUUUUGUCGAGGAAGCCGAUGUGGUGGAGGCGACGGUGAAGGUGGUGAGUGAUGUCACUUGUUCUGGCAGAGCGUUCGCGGUAGGCUCCCAAGGAGCCCUGGAGCUUCAUGACGAGGCGGGCGGCAUGGACGCCUCCACUGCUGUCAAUGAGUUACUGGAGAAGGGUGUGUUUGGCACACCAAGCUGUCCAAUGGGACGGGAUGAGCAGACCGUUCAUUUCCAAUAG
This is a messenger RNA of Lecanosticta acicola, 986 nucleotides long. Lineage: Eukaryota; Fungi; Ascomycota; Dothideomycetes; Mycosphaerellales; Mycosphaerellaceae. The record is from the annotation of a GenBank genome assembly.